AUGAGCUCGGAGCACCAGGGCGCCAGCGAGGACGCCGACGAGUCGCAGGACAGGCCCGACGGCGACAAAGACGUGGACCCCGGCGUCGACGACUCCGGGGAGGAGGAUGACAUCGCCCGGGAGGUCGCACCGCCUCCGCCCGAGAGCAGCGCGGAGCGGCCGGAGCGAGCGGUGCGCGCCGGGGCAGCGUCUCCGGCGCCCGGCGCGCAGGAGCCCCUCUGCCCGCCGAGCGCCGCGCCGCAGACGGGGAGCGUCGGGGGGGACAGUGUGUUCAACUGGCUGCGGAGCAGGACUAUCAGACGAGGGGUGUUUGUAGACCCAGCCAGAGACAACUUCAGGACAAUGACCAGUCUGUACUGCUCCAUGAACCCGGCGGUGGAGUCCGUGAACCUGAGCACCCAGACCCACGGAGCCGUGUUCAACCUGGAGUACUCCCCGGACGGGUCUGUGCUGACUGUGGCCUGCGAGCAGACUGAGAUCCUGCUGUUUGAUCCCAUCUCAUCCAGACACAUCAGAACCCUGACGGACGCCCACGAGGACUGUGUCAACAACAUAAGGUUUUUGGACAAUCGUUUGUUCGCCACCUGCUCUGACGACACCACAAUUGCAUUGUGGGAUCUCCGUAAGCUGAAUACAAAGGUCUGCUCUCUGCACGGCCACGCCAGCUGGGUGAAAAACAUCGAGUACGACACCAACACACGUCUCCUCGUCACGUCAGGCUUCGACGGCAACGUCAUCACAUGGGACACUAACAGGUUUACAGAGGACGGCUGCCCGCACAAAAAGUUCUUCCACACUCGUUAUCUAAUGAGGAUGCGUCUGACGCCCGACUGUUCCAAGAUGCUCAUCUCCACGUCCUCGGGGUACCUGCUCAUCCUCCACGACCUGGACCUCACUCAGUCCCUGGAGGUGGGCAGCUACCGGAUGCUGCGAGCUCGACGGACCCCCCUCACCUCCGAUGGAGGCACAUCAGCAUCCAGGUCAGCUGGAACUCCUCGCCAGGGAAAUGACUCCAGCAAGAUCCACCCUCACAGAGAAGGACUGUCUCCCCGGAACAGUCUGGAGGUUUUGACUCCAGAGAUCCCAGGAGAGAGGGACAGAGGGAACUGCAUCACCUCCCUGCAGCUCCAUCCCAAAGGCUGGGCCACGCUCAUCCGCUGCUCCAGCAACAUGGACGACCAGGAGUGGACGUGUGUGUAUGAGUUCCAGGAGGGAGCGCCCACCCGCCCGCUGGUCUCCCCCCGCUGCUCGCUCCGUCUCACCCACUACAUCGAGGAGGCCAACGUGGGGCGGGGCUACAUCAAGGAGUUGUGUUUCAGCCCAGACGGACGGCUCAUCUGCUCGCCGUACGGCUACGGCGUCCGCCUGCUUGCCUUCGACGAGCGCUGCGGCGAGCUUGUGGACUGCCUGCCCGUCCAGACCAGCUGCCUCAGAGAGAUCCGCUCCAUCUACUCGCACAGCGACGUGGUGCUCACCACCAAGUUCUCCCCGACACACUGCCAGCUGGCCUCGGGCUGCCUCAGUGGGCGUGUGGCGCUUUACCAGCCCAAGUUUUAGCAUCUUGUGUUGCCAGAGGACGGUGAAGUGCAGACCUGGGUCGAGACGCUCUGAUCAGGACGUAGACCUGGAAAAAUUCUGAAGAAGCAUUUAGUGUUUUCCAGGUUUGUUUUGUUUUUGCAAAACAUUCGGACCUCUUCAGUAUCAUUCAGAGGAAUUUACAUUCUCUGAAAUCUCAAAAUGUCGAAACUAAAUUUGUUUUAAAAAGCUCAGUGGGUCAGGUGGGUGGGAUUUACACAGUGCAUGCAGAUGUUUCAAAUAGUGUGACACAGGUAUCAAAGUCAGUUUUAUUUGAGGCCUAAUUCGACUUUAAAACACUUAUUAAGAUUUUCCUCAAACCCGUAGUCGACUGAUCUGUGAAUAAAACACCACCCAUCUGGAAACUAAUCUGCUUUAAGCAAAUCUCAAGACCCAGGUCUGCAGCUGUGGAGCAGUUUGUCUAGAAAAUGAAAAAUAUAAGAAGAAGACUUUGGCAGUGCC
Messenger RNA from Paralichthys olivaceus (Japanese flounder), 2037 nucleotides. RefSeq names its product WD repeat domain 32 (gene wdr32). Gene Ontology annotation, molecular function: protein binding. Lineage: Eukaryota; Metazoa; Chordata; Actinopteri; Pleuronectiformes; Paralichthyidae. The record is from RefSeq and is a predicted model, not a curated record. Gene Ontology annotation, cellular component: Cul4-RING E3 ubiquitin ligase complex.